AUGUUUAGCGGAAUUACUGGAGGAGCCAAAUCCUCACUGAAGAACAUCGGCAGCAAAGCGGAAGGGCUGUUCGAUAAGAAGAAGAAGGAAGCGCAGGAUCUGGCCAACGAGAAGGUCCAGGCAGCGUCCAGCCUGGCCGAGGAGCAGGCGAAGAAAACGCAGGAAUCCUUCAGCAAAACCAAAUCCGACGCGGAAGCUUUGGCAUCGUCGGCCGCCGGUGAAGUUAAUGCCACAAAGGAGCAAGCGUCAGCGGUCGCUGAAACAACGUCGCAGGCCGCUGGUACGCUGAUGGACCAUGCCAAGCAGGCAGCCGAAAAUGCCAUACAGCAGAGUGCGGUCGUGGUGGAGCAAGCGGUCGAAGAGCAAAUGAAGGUGGCGGAACAGAAGGUGGAUGAGGGUAUGAAACGGGCAAGCGAAGAGGUGGAUCGGAAACUGCAGGAAGCGAACCGGGUGGCCGAUGAGAAGCGUGGUGAGCUGGAGCAGAAAGUAAACGAUGUCGCAGCGAAGGCACAAGAGUCGGCCACGGCCAGUGCGACUGGAUUGCUGGGCAAGCUGAACCUCGGAAAGUAA
Messenger RNA from Anopheles marshallii, 570 nucleotides. RefSeq names its product signal recognition particle receptor FtsY. The record is from RefSeq and is a predicted model, not a curated record. The coding region runs from base 1 to 570 and encodes 189 amino acids. The transcript has 5 exons. NCBI's taxonomy places the organism in Eukaryota, Metazoa, Arthropoda, Insecta, Diptera, Culicidae.